AAGAACUGGAUUGAAAGUCAUGCGCAAAGCACCGGUUGUUGUCUGCGAGGUGAUCGUUAAUAAUGAGAAAACUACGGUUUUCGCACUGAAGAUUAACUCUUCUCGUUUUAUCCGUAAGCGUUUUGAGGACUAUGUGCACUUCUACCUGAAAUUUAAAGACAAGUUGAACUUCACAAUAAAGCGCGCUCCAAAGAAGCGAUUCUUUCAAGCCGAAGCGAAACUAAACGAAAAACGAAGAAAAUGGAUUGUUGCUUUUGUGCAGGAAUUACUUACAUAUUACCAUGAGGAUGCCAGCGCAUCAAAUUUUGAUUUUAUUACCACUAUUGGGAAAGGAAACUUUGGCCGAGUCUUCCAAGUUCGACAUAUAGAGACAGGAAAAAUUUAUGCCAUGAAAGUGUUGUCAAAGGAGCAUAUUAGAAAGAAGAAUGAGGUGAAACAUGUGAUGGCCGAACUAAAUGUCCUUAAGUCAAACAUCCACCAUCCCUUCCUUGUCUCGCUUCACUUCUCCUUCCAAAGUAAAUAUAAGCUAUACUUCGUUCUUGAUCAUCUUAAUGGUGGAGAGGUUGGUGACUUAUUUUAUCCUCUUACUGCCCAAAAUGAUAUAAUGUUGCAGUUAUUCUCACACUUACAACGUGAAAAACACUUCAGCGAGUCGAGAAGUCGUUUCUAUGCUUCUCAAAUUGCUUCAGCGCUUGGCUAUCUGCAUAAUAAUCAUAUAAUUUAUAGAGAUUUGAAGCCGGAAAACUUAAUACUGGACAAAUAUGGUUAUCUGGUUCUGACCGAUUUCGGACUAUGCAAAGAAAACAUGAGUGCAACUUCAGUGACGAGCACAUUCUGUGGGACACCAGAGUAUCUUGCUCCAGAGAUACUGUUGAGGCAACCGUAUGGUAUCGCAGUGGAUUGGUGGUGCCUGGGUUGUGUUCUAUAUGAAAUGUUAAAUGGUCUGCCGCCCUUCUAUGCUCAAGAUCAUAACGAGAUGUUCAAACGGAUAAUAAGUGAGCCGGUGAAGAUACAACGUAAUAUUUCAGGAGUAUCCAAUGAUAUUAUCACUAAGCUGCUGAGAAAAGAUAGAACGAAUAGGCUCGGCGCUAAGUUGGACUUUAAAGAAGUCAGCGAUCAUCCAUUUUUCCUUCCCAUUGACUGGGACAAACUUCUGCGACGAGGACAUCACUAAUU
Messenger RNA from Strongylus vulgaris, 1176 nucleotides. The record is from the annotation of a GenBank genome assembly. Lineage: Eukaryota; Metazoa; Nematoda; Chromadorea; Rhabditida; Strongylidae.